GUAAGUGUUACAUCAUCUUUCCCUUUUUAUUUAAACUCCAUCUUUCAUCAUCCUUUUUUAAACAUCACCCCUUGUCUUGGUUCUUUUCUUUUCCAGCAUCCAUAUCCUCCUUUACUUCAACAAAAACCCUCAUUUCCUUCUUCAGUCAUUUUCUCCACUGUCUGCAUAGCUUAAUUUAGUUGAGGUGAAUUUAUUUUCUUCCAUUGCCUCUUUGGCUAUACCCUCUCUUUUCCAGUACAGGUGGUCCUGGUGCCGGACCGCACAUGACCUCCGGGUGUCGCUGUACCGCUGUACUGAAAAUAGUCCCCCGCUGUCGGGCCUUAUGGAGAAAAGAAGGCGUAUUAAAGUUGGCCCUGAAUAUAAACCGCCUCCUGCCUGCCUGACAGGUCAACCACUUUCUUGUGACAGCAGCAGCUGUUCAGACCUGACCGGCACGCGCUGCUCAGAGGUCUGCUGGAAGAACAUGUGGACCUCCUGAAGACAUCAAAGUUGUGAGUUUUGAAGCUUCCCGCAUGGUAACGGUUAAGAUGAAUCAGCUUGCGGGAGACCAGAGAGGCCCGCUCAUGUCCCCGCUGCAGCUCUCCGUCUACUGGCGCCUUGCUCUAAUCUUCUUCUUCACGGCUUUCCUCUUUUUUCUGGACAUUUUCACCACCGCCGUGGUCGCCGAGACAUGUCGCCAUGGCAAUGAUACUGGCACGUUUGCUUCGUGGCUUGAAAAGUUGGCACCGAACAAGGAGGAAAACCAAUCAGCGCUCAGCAAGGUUUUAAAGGACGACGCCGAUUGGAGGACAGAGAGCGGGACCCGAGACUCAGUGUGUGGUUGGACAGACUGGUUGUCUUAUGGUCAGAUGCUCUUCAUGACUGGUCUGCUGCUGGGAUCUCUGUUCGGAGGAGCCAUAUCUGACCGGUACGGAAAGCGUCCGGUACUGCUGAUUUCCAUGUGCGUGCACGCCGUGUGUGGCCUCGUUCCUGCUGUCUUUCCUCAGCCACUCCUCUUCCUUAUUCUUCGCUGCCUGACUGGAAUCUGCUGCUGCUGCAUCAACAUCUGUGCCUUCAGUUUAGCAGUGGAGUGGACUCCCCCUGCUUCUCGGCUGUGGCCGCCGGCUUUCCUGCCAUUCUGCUUUAGCCUGGGGACAAUGGGUGGAGCUCCUUUGGCCUGGCUCAACCCUACCUGGACACGUCUGCACCUGUCACUGGCUCUGCCUCAGAUCAUUUGUCUGCCACUCUACCUUUCAAUCCCAGAGUCUCCCCAAUGGCUGUUGUUAAAGAAGAGGACAGAUAUCCUGGACCGUUACCGGAGCAAUAGCCCUGCAGAUAACCAGCGUUUGGACCUGCUGUUGGACUCCGCCUGGUCAGACUUGCAGAAAGCCACCGAAGCUCAGAGGGAAGACCCUGUGACUGGAGGUCAUGCCUCCAGUGACAUAAUCCACUUGAGGCACCCAACUGUCCUGAUGCGAUUGUUUGUCAUGAGCUGUGUGAGUGCGGCAUCAGCUUUGACAUACUACGGAAUUUGUUUGAACAUCGGCUCAUUUGGCGUUGGCGUUUACUCCGCCCAGUUCUUUUCCGGGCUAUCAGAAGCUCCCUGCUUGCUCGUCCCAUUGGUUCGUCUGGGACGCCGGCCAAUGAGCAUGCUCGCUCUGUUCCUCAGUGGAGCUGCCUGCCUGGUGUCGUUACUCCUGUCCAAGUACAAUGGUAUGCCGAUGCUGGUUAUGAGUCUGGCUCUGCUGGGGAAACUCUGCAUCCUGGCUGCCAUCUUUAUCUCCACUCUGUACAGUAUUGAACUGUUCCCCACUGUGGUCAGGCAGCGCUGUUUAUCGCUGGUCAACCUGUCUUUCCGGCUCGGUUGCCUGGUCAACACCCUCGUCCCCGCCAACCCUGACGGAGCAAUCUCCUUGGCUGCUAUGAUUAUCUACAGCAGUGGACCAAUCAUAUGCUGUGGACUCUGCCUGCUGCUGCCGGAAACCAGUGGUGUCCCACUUCCUGACUCUGUGGCGGACUGCAACAGGCAGCUACAGCCCCACCAACCCGCCAUGGGUGCGCUUUGGAGUACAGAGACACUGGUGAGCAGCCAAACCAGCAAAGUGGAAACGUUCCCUGUGGAGAAAGACAGCACGAUUUCAGCACUGCUGAUAUGAACGCAGCCGACAGCUUUCAGUUACUGCUUUGAUAUUAAUUAGACCAAAAACAAACACGAGUUCAUGUUAGAGAAAUUUCAUACUUUGAAAAUACCAGCAAGCAGGAUGAAAUAAUUCCCUCUUAGAGGAUGUUGGAGGAUUUCCAAGACUUGAAAGGAGGUGUGUUUUAUUCUUAUGCUGUUUUUUUUCUGUUUGUUACCACUUUGCGUUUUUAUUACUGUGAAAAUAAAUUGAACCAAAUGCUGAUUUCCUUUCGUGUUCAUUAAUCAGCAGUUUUGGGUUCAUUCAUUGUUUUAUGAGUGUAAAAAGACAUUUUAAGUUAGAGUUUUGAAAUAAGAAUGCUUGAGUCAGUGCUCUGCAUAAUCAUAAUCUCUAUUUAAUGAGAAUUGUUUAGAUUUGGUGUUUACAGAGAUUUCUCUCACUCUUUUAACAAUGUUACAAACUGUAAAUGAUAGCAUCCAGAAAUACUUAAAACUCCUCCAUCUCUUUACUUCAUUCUGUUUUUGUACUCAAUUAAGGGGAAAAAAACUACAUAUCUGAAAAAUGGUCAUAUUUAGUGGUUUCGUUGUUCUCUUUUUGUUAGCUUUACGUAGCGUUUCCAGUCUUUUUGCCACUAUCCCAGUUUUACAUGUUGUAAAUAUCAAACUCAAAAUUAAACAAUAUAUUUGUGGCCAAAGACCACAAAUAUAUGCUUGUAUACACAAUAUACUUCCUUCCACACUACCAAGUGUACAAUACAGGUUUGAGCUUCCACUAAUGGAUUCUGCUGCAUCCCAUUGGCCCAUUGGA
Molecule: messenger RNA, 2924 nt
Organism: Oreochromis niloticus (Nile tilapia)
Lineage: Eukaryota; Metazoa; Chordata; Actinopteri; Cichliformes; Cichlidae
Product: solute carrier family 22 member 13
Exons: 10
Coding region: 513-2135 (540 amino acids)
Biological process (GO): transmembrane transport
Molecular function (GO): transmembrane transporter activity
Source: RefSeq, a predicted model, not a curated record